Penicillium hordei is the source of this 1605-nucleotide messenger RNA. RefSeq lists its product as uncharacterized. The record is from RefSeq and is a predicted model, not a curated record. The transcript has a single exon. The coding region runs from base 1 to 1605 and encodes 534 amino acids. NCBI's taxonomy places the organism in Eukaryota, Fungi, Ascomycota, Eurotiomycetes, Eurotiales, Aspergillaceae.
AUGGCCACAAAUAUUGGAACUUCGUUAAAUGAGUGUCUGAAAGAGUUCAUAGAAUUGACCAACUCAGGCGCUGUAACGCGAUACAACAAUGAAGUAUCUGAACACCGCUGGUUGGACGAGCUUGGACGACUUCGAAUAUGGGCAGGAAAUAUUGGGGCUCACCUGACUGGACAAUCUUCGCUGGAUUAUCGGCUUCGAGAUGCCUCCCACCUGAAGAACGAAACAGUCAAGCUUUUGCAGCGACUGCUGAGGCUACUUCGAGACCUAGCUGAUGUCAUGAAAGAUGAAGACCAAGUUGAAGAUGAAACCGAUAAGCUUUUCUUCGAAGACAGCGAGCUGGAACUUGGGGGAGACAAUGAUAUGACAGACGUUCAGAUGCUUUUUCAAAGCUUGCGAAACACUAUCAACCUCCUAUUCCAAAUAUCAAUGUCCAUUCGUCGACCUGCCGACCACGAUCGUCUUCUCGGCGUGGAAGUCAAAGAUGGAUCAUAUUUCGAACCAUGGGCCCAGCAACACAUUUCCCACAAAUUUCCAAACGCUCCGGAUUCUAUAAUUUCUCGCCUCAGCGCUGCGAUGGCAAGGCAAAAAGCAGUUUUGAAAUAUUUCGAGAGACAUCGAGCAAAGCUUGGCAAGGGUUUAUCUGAUGAUGGAGAUAUAGGUACCCAGCUAUCAGAAACAGUGGCUACGGAGAUGGUCUUAGCAGAAGACCAUCUCCAGUUCCUUGAAACAAACUCCACCUCUGACAUUUCCCAAACUUCAUAUGCUCCCAGCAUGUUCACGUCGAAUGAAUCUCUCUCUGUUCCCAAUCCACCAAAGGAAUCUGCCGAUGAAAACCCGUUUGAAUGUCCAUACUGUUGUCUUGUUAUCAAAAUCAAAGGCAAUAAAGAGUGGGCUCGUCACGUCUUUCGAGACUUGAUGCCAUAUGUCUGCAUAUCCGCAGAGUGCAGUACCCCAUCGAAACUAUAUGAAAGUCGUCGACAGUGGUAUGACCAUAUGCUUGAGUCACACUCUACUUUGGCGAAUCUGCAGAGUGGUUCCAACUGCCCUCUUUGCCAAGUUCCACUUCAUCCACCAGUCACUUUUGAUCGACAUGUUGGACAUCACAUGGAACAGCUGGCGCUGUUUGUUCUUCCACGCGCAACUCCAGGCGAAGAAGCUUCUUCUGUAACAGCAUCCAAUGGUGCAUCUUUGGCAGCUUUCAGAGAUGAAAGCACACUAAGUACUGAUAGGAUUAGGGGACUGUCUCUAAUGAUAGAUGGGACCAAUCUUGAUGAUGAAUUUUCAUACGUACAAGAUUUGCCGUUGAGCAUAAACCAUUCGCCUCCUGAUUAUAUGGCCCCGGGGCCUCCACCAUCGUUCUUUGGACAAACUGAGGAGACUCCGGGUACAUCCAGUCCCUUGCCUUAUGGAGCUGUAACUUGGGAGACCAAUGCAGAGCAUUCUGCUGUCACGUCGAAUGAAAUUCACAGUGAUGGCAUGUCAGGCAAUGCCCCCGACAGCCGGCAGGCUAAAGAGCUUACUGGGACUCUAUUUGAUGCGAAAAAUCAUACCAACUAUUUGGAAGGGGGAUCGUCAUCCCAUGAUGGAAAGAAGAAGUCCGAGUAA